AUAUAAAACGAAGUAAAAGUGGGGUUGGAGAUAGAGGAGGGAAAAUGGGGAAGGGGAAGGAAGGUAUUCCGAUGAUAGAUCUUUCAAAUUUCCCUGGAGAGUGUGGGAAACUGAGGGAAGCGUGCCAAGACUCGGGAUGUUUCAGGGUGGUGAACCAUGGCAUCCCUCUGGACCUCAUGUGGGACAUGAAGAGGGUUGUGAGAUCUCUGCUGGACCUUCCCAUGGAAAUCAAGCGCCGGAAUACGGACGUGAUCCCCGGAAGCGGGUACAUGGCGCCUAGCCAGGUCAACCCUCUUUAUGAAGCUUUAGGCCUCUAUGACAUGGCUUCCUCCUAUGCUGUGCAGACCUUCUGUUCUCAAUUGGAUGCCUCCCCUCAGCAAAGGGAGAUCGUAGAGAAGUAUGCUCAAGCAAUUUCUGAGUUAGCCAUGGAAAUAGGAGGAAAGCUAGCUGAAAGCUUGGGAUUGAAGAGUGAUUUCUGCAAAGAAUGGGCAUGCCAAUUCAGGAUAAACAAGUACAACUUCACCCCGGAAGCGGUAGGCUCCACCGGAGUACAAAUCCACACGGAUUCCGGCUUCCUGACAAUACUUCAGGAGGAUGAAAAUGUUGGUGGUCUGGAG
Molecule: messenger RNA, 617 nt
Organism: Rubroshorea leprosula
Lineage: Eukaryota; Viridiplantae; Streptophyta; Magnoliopsida; Malvales; Dipterocarpaceae
Source: the annotation of a GenBank genome assembly